Molecule: messenger RNA, 2751 nt
Organism: Anthonomus grandis grandis
Lineage: Eukaryota; Metazoa; Arthropoda; Insecta; Coleoptera; Curculionidae
Gene: IntS10
Product: integrator complex subunit 10
Exons: 12
Coding region: 444-2384 (646 amino acids)
Biological process (GO): snRNA processing
Cellular component (GO): integrator complex
Source: RefSeq, a predicted model, not a curated record
AAUUUAUUUUUGGGAAUAUUUUUUUCAACAGUUGGAUCUGUUAUUUUAGUUUUUUUUUAUUCAUUAUUAUUUUGAGGCCAAAAUAAUCUUUUAGGUUAAUUUGUCUUAUACGUCAAACGUCUUACGUCAAAAUGCAAUUUCUAACCUCACUUAAGCCAUUCAAUUAUUUCUGAAAAUUUUCGCAAUUAUUGUCUUAGAGCGCUAUAAAGCCUUUGUCACGUCCUUUUCAGUUCUUCCAGUUUCUUUUAUCUUAGUUUUAUUACCCUAUCAUUAUCGCGCAGAACAUAAGAUCUGACAACCAUGCCUGCUGACAUAUACUUCAAAUGUCUAAUACUUAAUUGUCCUUACCUUUCCAACCUCACUUUUUUAUUAAGAAAUUGUUUGUUUUUCUAAAAAAAAAAUAAGUAAACUUGCUUUCACUUAAAAACCUAAAUAGUGAUAAAAUGGAGGUGGACCGAGAGCUAACCGACGAGGAGUACGUGGUACAGCGGGCCAAAGAAGCACUGAAAAUCGACCCCUACUCUGCAAAAGCCUGGAUGCUAACGGCUAAAUCACUGUACCCCAAUAACUUUACUGUGCAGUUCGAAGCUUACCUAAUCGAAAAAGCCGCCGGUAACGUCAAAGAGGCGGCCAAAUGCUUCAGUGACUUGAUCGGCAAGUUCCAACAAACCCCAGAGCUUUUCAAAGAAGUUGAAAAAGUCACGGUUGCCCUUCGUUCUGAGGCAGAUACUGAAGACCCAGAAAAACAAUUUUUAUGCGAAAUGUUUAGGCACAUCUCUUCUGAGGUACAACAUAAACUAUUACUAUUUACUGCAGAUCAUUGCGAGGACACUAUGGAACAUUGUCGACUGUUGUUGUUACUUUUACAAAGAUUUCCGACAGCUAUAUCCAGUUAUGGGCCUAGAUUGGUGGAUACAUUGAUGUCGGCUGAAAAGCAUAGUGUCGAUGGCCAUCAGCCCAUUAAUCCUUAUAGGAAACUGUUGGUUGGCGAACUUUUGCCCUUGUUGGCCAAGCAAGAGGUUAAGUUAGACUUGAGCACUAAAUUAUUGCUUAAGUUACUUAAUAAGUCGCUGGAGUAUUAUUUGUGUUGCUUGGGAAAGUCUUGUGCAUCAGUGCAGGAAAGUGAGUCCAGUAAGGAGAACAUUUGGCAUAAAUUAUUUUUUGUGGUUGAGUUUGUUGGUAAGCAGUUGAGUUGGGAUGCAAACUUUGUGAAUUUCACCGUUGGCUGGUCAAAAGAGGGCUACUGGCAAAAGGUUUUGAGUUACUGGCAACUAAAGUCCAAAACUCUACUUCACUAUGAAGAUAAGCAACUAAUUUUUUGCUUAUCGGUAUUCUUUCUAUACUGUCUUCACGAGUAUAUUGUUAGUCUUGUGCCGGAUCAAGCACCAGGACAGACUGCCACCCCUUAUUGUUUAGUGGAGGCUUUUAUAGAUCCCACACUGCCAAAUCCCGCUUGCGAGCCUAAAAAUAAGAAACGUAAGGGCGACACUGAUUUAAUUCACAAUACGAACCCUCACAUUUCGGUGGAAAAAUCCGAAUUAAAAGUGAUGCAAAGCAACUUUUUGAUGUGCGUCAACUGUUGGGACCUGAUUUUCUCUUCCGAAAAUCUCCAUAGAGAAUUCCUUAGAAUCUACUCGUAUCUAAAACUAGACUCUUGGUUAUCAGUGUUUAUAAUAGACUACGCCCUCUAUCGGGCGAGGUACGAUGAGGCCCUGCUGUGCCUACAGAAAAUUACAGAAAACCAUGUACUAUUACAAAAGUACAUUAGGGUGGCCAGUAUAUUGUAUAUCAAGAAAAAUUAUAGGUCAUGCCUGGAACCUUUACUGCUGUCUUUGCCACUUCUGCCAAAAAAUAACCACGGAAGUCUUAGCAGCGGUCUAAUUACAGGAGGGAAUCAGAGGCAUUUACACUAUUUACCUGUUACCAGGAUGGCCGUUUUACAAUAUCUCGUAAAACUGCUGCUCAGAUGCAUAAAAGAAAACAUGGGCAAACACGACUACAGCGAACUCUCCAUUGGUCACAUAUUCGUGCUGGUGCAGCUCGAUUGGCCCCAGGAAGAAGAUUUUAUUCCUCCCCUUUUGGAGGAAAUCAAGCAGCACAGAUCAUUUCAGUAUCACUUGUUUCAGAAUUACAUCAUUAAUGUUGAUAUAAUGGAGGAGCUGACGUACCUUUGGACGCCCCAAGGGGGACAAAUCAAUUUGGAAAUAUUGCCAAAUUUUGGGAGCCAAAGAAGAAUAGGUACCAGGGGCGCGGAUAAAGGAGCCAAAGAAGAACUGCGGCAAGCGAUAAGGAGACAAGUGGCGAGAAGUAACGAGCGAUUAGACGAUCUGCUGAUAAGUUUCUUACAAAACGAGCGAGCGCUUAUCCUUCAGGCGCUAGUAUGAUGCUUGCGACAGGACCUGGUCGUUUCCCACGUGAAUCCCUGAGAUAAAUCGCGGAAAAGUAGGAAACGCAGGGAAACCGGGAAAAUGCGACGGGGUGAUUUGGUGGUUUUUCCCAUACAACGUGCGUGCGUUAAAACUCCCAUAAAAACCGUCGUUAAGGGGGUCCAAUCGCUCGGCAAUUGUUUGGAAGUAUUUCCGAUCGGUGCAACCGGUCCUGUGAAUAGUGAGGAAAAGGUCGACGGUGUGAACUGUGAUGAAAUCGUUAUUUUCCCCGUUAGUUAACGAGUUGCAAUUUAUUCGGUUUGUAUGUAAAAAUAAUGUGUUUGUAAGGAGAGUUAUUUUUUUUAAAUAAAGGUGUACAAAAUUA